Magnolia sinica is the source of this 1860-nucleotide messenger RNA. RefSeq names its product malate synthase, glyoxysomal. Bases 48 to 1715 code for a protein of 555 amino acids. The transcript is spliced from 4 exons. Gene Ontology annotation, cellular component: cytoplasm. Gene Ontology annotation, biological process: glyoxylate cycle. The record is from RefSeq and is a predicted model, not a curated record. Lineage: Eukaryota; Viridiplantae; Streptophyta; Magnoliopsida; Magnoliales; Magnoliaceae. Gene Ontology annotation, molecular function: malate synthase activity.
AACCAUUCACAAACGCUUAGAAGCAAAACAGAAGAAAAAGGUCUGUAAUGGCUAUGAAAAUGGAUGGCUACGAUGUUCCUGAAGGAGUAGACAUCAGAGGCAGAUAUGAUAAUGAAUUUGCUAGGAUCCUCACUAGGGAGGCCCUGGAAUUCGUGGCCCACCUACAACGCGAGUUCCGUAGCCGUAUACGGUAUGCGAUGGAGUGUCGGCGAGAGACCCAGAAGAGAUACAAUGCAGGAAUGUUGCCAGGGUUCGAUCCAGCCACUAAAUUUGUGAGAGACGGGGAUUGGGUUUGUGCGUCGGUCCCACCGGCAGUCGCUGAUCGGAAGGUGGAGAUUACAGGGCCCGUCGAGAGGAAGAUGAUCAUCAAUGCACUAAACUCCGGAGCAAAGGUUUUCAUGGCAGAUUUUGAAGACGCGCUCUCACCAUCUUGGGAAAACCUCAUGAGAGGCCAAGUCAAUCUAAAGGAUGCAGUUGAUGGGACCAUAAGCUUCCAUGAUCAAGCCAGGAAAAGGGUCUACAGACUCAAUGACCAGAUUGCCAAGCUCUUUGUUCGUCCACGAGGGUGGCACCUGCUGGAGGCCCACAUUCUCAUCGACGGCGAGCCUGCAACUGGCUGCCUUGUCGAUUUUGGCCUCUACUUCUACCACAAUCAUGCUAGGUUCCGUGCCACCCAAGGCGGCGGGUUUGGACCCUUCUUCUACCUCCCAAAAAUGGAGCAUUCAAGGGAAGCUAAGAUAUGGAACUGUGUCUUCGAGAAGGCGGAGAAGAUGGCGGGAAUAGAGAGAGGGAGCAUCAGGGUGACAGUUCUGAUAGAGACUCUUCCGGCAGUGUUUCAGAUGGACGAAAUUCUCUAUGAGCUAAGGGAUCACUCUGUUGGGCUCAAUUGUGGUAGAUGGGAUUACAUAUUCAGCUAUGUCAAGACCUUCCAGGCCCACCCAGAUCGCCUACUUCCCGACCGUGUUCAGGUCGGGAUGGCCCAGCACUUCAUGAGGAGCUACUCCGACCUCCUUAUCCAUACAUGCCACAGGCGCGGCGUGCAUGCCAUGGGCGGCAUGGCAGCUCAGAUUCCAAUCAGAGAUGAUCCAGCAGCCAACGAGGCAGCCCUAGAUCUGGUUCGAAAGGAUAAGUUACGAGAGGUACUUGCAGGUCAUGAUGGCACGUGGGCCGCUCACCCUGGCCUGAUCCCAACCAUCAUGGAAGUCUUCAUGAACAACACCGGCGCUGCCCCCAACCAGAUUCAAACUAUGAAGCGGGAAGACGCUGUGAGUUUAACUGAAGAAGACCUCCUAGAGAGGCCUAGAGGAGUGCGGACGAUGGAAGGCCUACGACUAAACACCCGAGUUGGAAUUCAGUACUUGGCAGCCUGGCUUACUGGAACUGGGUCAGUGCCUCUGUACAAUCUCAUGGAAGAUGCUGCAACUGCCGAGAUCAGCAGGGUACAGAACUGGCAGUGGUUGAAAUAUGGGGUGGUUUUGGAUGGUGAUGGUCUUGGUGUUAAGGUGAGCUUGGAGCUAUUUGGGCGGGUGGUGGAAGAAGAGAUGGCAAGGAUUGAGAGAGAGGUUGGCGCGGAAAGGUUUAAACACGGAAUGUAUAGAGAAGCUUGCAGGAUUUUCACCAGGCAAUGCACUGCUCCUACCCUCGAUGAUUUUCUGACUCUAGAUGCGUACAACCGUAUCGUCCUUCAUCAUCCCAAGGUGUCCUCAAAGUUCUGAAUGGUUCCAUCAUCUAGAAGCCUAUAAACUAUAUUGUCUGCCUUGUUUCUGUUACUUGCUGCUGUCUGUGACUACUGUCAUCGUUGGUUGUGGUAUGUUUAUGUUCUCUAAUAAUAUAAUAACUCUACAUUUUCAUGGUCGAUAA